AAAUACAAUUUAACACAUUAAUGCCGGACUUAUGGAAGGUGUCUGUGCUCGAAAUGUGGUCAUGGAAGUCACGUGGUGUCUACCGAGGAGGAGUUCCUGUUGUACUUUCAAAAUAAGAGCCCGUGGCAGCUCUCAAUAUAAUUUCCAUCAUUCUUUUUUCAGUUAUUUGUUCAUAUAUAAAUAUUUUAGGUUUAAUUUUAUAACUUGGUGUGCUAAAUUCGAUCUUUAAUUAGAUGACACCGGAACGAACCAUUCCUUUAAGGUCCGGGUUAAGCCCCGCCCCCUGGCUGCUACCUGCCCAGCUCUUCGCCCCACCUGGACUCAACGAGAACAAGAUGAGUUUACCGGACAGCAAAACCGCAGAGAAACGCGUUUCUGUCGCCGUCUCGCCCUCUCCUGUGGUCCAGUUGAAUGUUGGGGGUCAGCUGUUCAGCACCACACUGAGCACGCUCAGAAAACACCCGGACUCCAGGCUGGCGGAGUUGUUCAGUGGGCAUCCCAAACCCCGCAUCGAUGCUCAGGGACGCCUCUUUAUCGACCGUGACGGGACUCACUUUGGACCGGUUCUGGAGUUCCUGAGGUCGGAGAAGCUGCCCACGGAGAACAUCCGGGAGGUUCAUGAAGAGGCGGUUCACUACGGCAUCAAAGCUCUCGUCAAACGUCUGGAGGAGACGCCUCAGAUGUUUGGAGAGCUGGUGGGACGGCAGCAGUUCCUGUCCAGAGUCCCCCACUACAAAGAGAACAUCGAGGUUCUGAUCCGCAUCGCCCGAGCCGAGGCAGUCGCUGCACGCCACUCCACCAUCCUCAUCUGUGUGCUGCGAACGGAGGAGGAGCUGGGUUUCUAUGACAACGCCAUAAACAGCCUGGCGGCCAAUAAGGAGUCGGUGGUGACGUUCGGGCCGUGGAAGGGGGCGCCGUCGGUCAAAGACCUGCUGGACUGUGUGACGAUGGACAUCGGGAGUCGAGGCUACCAGGUGACCUUUGAGCAGCACGUGGCAGAGCGGAGCUUCCUUUCCAAGAGCUACGACUUCUUCUACAAACUCACCUUUACCUGGUGGUGACCGGGCGGACGCUCAGGUCUGCACAGCAAACCAACAGAUGGAGUUUCCAGAGAUUUUAAACCGAAAACAUCAGUAAAACUUCUUUUUCCUUUGUUUUUGCUCUUUGUGUGUCUGUGACGGAAGGAGGACGAGCUGCACAAGUUAAAUAAAAAUCUGAAGCUUU
Molecule: messenger RNA, 1224 nt
Organism: Nothobranchius furzeri (turquoise killifish)
Lineage: Eukaryota; Metazoa; Chordata; Actinopteri; Cyprinodontiformes; Nothobranchiidae
Gene: kctd14
Product: potassium channel tetramerization domain containing 14
Biological process (GO): protein homooligomerization
Molecular function (GO): protein binding
Source: RefSeq, a predicted model, not a curated record